ACAAACACAAAGCAGAGGCAGUUCUCUCUCAGUGUCUUUUGCCUCAGACUCGAUCCUGUGGUUUCACAUUAGUCUCUGCAUCAAUAACAAUAUAGUGUUGUGGAGUAAUACAGCUCUGACCGUGCUCUUCACCAGGAUUCUCCAACAUGCUGCUUCAACUGAGGAACCAUUACAAUGAGGCAGCAGGUGUGGGAGAGAUCUGACGAAGCGCGUGGGCCCGUGGUGUGACACAGAGCCGGGGAGAUGAGGAUCAUUCUUCCGGUGUUUGGAGGCGGUGAUGGAGGGGAGCCCCGCAGCCUCCGCAGCAAAAUGGGCCGGAUGGGCAGGAUGAGGAAGCUGCUGUCGCUCCGGACCAAUCCCUGUGUGGACGUGCACAUGGACUCUGAGCCUGGUGUGUGGCUGAGGAGCUUCCAGUUGAUAGACACUGAUGCACAGUAUGAGGACCCGGUGCAGGAGUGGGGGGAGGAGGAGGAGGACGGGGCCUUGUUUGGCAUCACGCUCCGCAGGGAGCCCGUUCAGCCGAAUUCCGAAACGGCAGAGCUGGCGACGGCCUUCAGCUUCGUCCAGUACCACACGGUGAAGGUGCGCCGACUGAAGGCCGCCACCCUGGAGCGCCUGGUCACCCACCUGCUGGACCCUGACCACCAGGAGCCCGACUUCACCCGUGUGUUCCUCUCCACCUACAGGGCCUUCACCUCAACCAGCACCCUCAUCGAGCUGCUGUUUCAGAGAGACGACUCAAUCGCCAACCUGGAUAACACUGUCUGCCCUCGCAGUACCUUACCCCCAGUGAUUCGGCUGUGGCUGGAGGACUACAGCGAAGACUUCCAUGAACCCCCCAACUACCAGGCCCUCAGGCUGAUUUGUGGGCACUUGAAGCAUCGCCUCUGCUUCAGACGUCUGGCUCAGACUGCUGAGAGCCUGCUCAAGAGGCUCCAGGAACAAGAUUGCAACCGGUCUGCGUCACAUCACGGUGGUAAAUCAUUGCAGCAGGAUCCGGGGGACGAGGAGGACGGAGGUGACAUGUCCGCUAAGGAGGAGGACAAACACAGCUUUAUGGACUUCCCUGUUACAGAAGUAUCGGAGCAGCUGACCAGACUGGACGCUGAUCUGUUUGUCAGAGUGGUGCCCUUCCACUGCCUGGGCUGCGUCUGGUCCCAGCGUGACAAGAAAGAAAGCAGAAACUUGGCGCCCACCGUCCGCGCCACCAUCUUCCAGUUCAACGCCAUCACCAACCGUGUCAUCACCUCACUCCUCUGUCCGUCCUCACCCAGCCCUCCCACUUCCUCUCCCAUCUCAUCGCCCAUCUCGUCCUCUCCCUUCCUGUACCCCUCCACGGCCCCGAGCUCACCUCGCUGCACGCGCGCCAGCCCUGCCCACAGAGCAACCAUCAUUGAGAGGUGGAUCACUGUUGCACAGGAGUGUAGAGAGUUGAAGAAUUUCUCCUCCUUGAGGGCGAUCCUGUCAGCGCUGCAGUCCAACGCUGUGUAUCGCCUCAAGAAGACCUGGGCGGCCAUCAGCAGGGAGAGCAAGGCCACCUUCGAACACCUGUGUGACACUUUUCCUGAUGAGAACUGUGUGUUGACCACCAGAGAGAUCCUCGUGGAGGAUGACAGUCCCUCAGAUAGCAGCGUCACCACGGGCUCUAAACCGCGCCUCUGCUCAACGUCCAAACAGAUGAACCUGAGCAGUGGAGUUGUGCCGUACCUGGGCACAUACCUGACCGUCCUCACCAUGCUGGACACAGCACUGACUGACACAGUGGAGGGUGGACUCAUCAACUUUGAGAAACGCAGACGGGAGUUUGAGAUUCUCUCCCAGAUCCGACAGCUUCAGGCUUCCUGUUCCCACUACAGCCUCCCAGUGAACCCUCGUAUCACAGCCUGGCUGCAGGCGCAUACCCUGCUCACAGACCAGGAGAGCUAUGAGCUGUCCCGCGACCUGGAGCCACCAGUUGACCCGUGUCCCAGUUCCCCCAACUCCUGGAGCAGUCGUCUGAUCACGAGGAAGCUCGCCACGUUGCGAUCGGCCAGUGACAGCUCCAUCAGGAAGACCCAUGCUGAUCAGAUCAGUGUGUCGUCCUCUGGCUCCAGCAGUUCAGACAUGGAGGAGCUCUCCGCCCCUCAACCUUCCCCCCUCAGACUCAAACUCAAGUCUCUGUCCGGUUCUCUUCUCGACGUGGCCGAGGACUUCUCCUCCUCCUCUCCCAGCCUCUCCACCUCCUCCUGCAGCUCCUCUCAUCCGGACCUCAGCUCCUCCUCUCUGGCGCUGAGCCCCGAGUCCUCGUCAUCCUCAUCCAGCUGCUCGUCUCAGGCCUCGCUGCCCGUCUACAACAAGCAGGUCGCUGACUCGUGCAUCAUCAGGGUCAGUGUGGAGUCUGUCAGCAAUGGAAACGUCUACAAGAGCAUACUGCUGACCAGUCAGGACCACACUCCUCAUGUGAUUCAGAGAGCGAUUGAAAAACACAACAUGGAGGAUGUCAGCUGCCACGACUUCAGCCUCUGCCAGAUGCUCAACAACGGCAAAGAGCUCCAGAUCCCCGACAAAGCCAAUGUGUUCUACGCCAUGUGCACCACUGCCAACUAUGACUUCGUCCUGCGCCCGCACUGGAGGAGCCACGGGAAACAUACUGGCUCUUCUCUCAGCCCCGGAGCUCCGGCCAAGGGUCGCCACUCCAAGUGAGAAGCUACUGCGGGUUCGAAAUACAACCGGGAGACGGACAAGGUGCUCAUCUGCAACAACAACCUGUCUGUGGUUGUGUGUGUAUCCUCUGCUCACUGUGUGGUCGUCAGUGGAAAGCAGAUAGAGUAUGAGCUGCUCCGCCACUGAGAAGCCCAAGAAACCUGAGAGCUCCGACUCCAAAUAAUGACCUGAGGGAGGGUGAAGUCGUCUGCACUGGGAGCUACGUUGAAAUGUUUCACAUCACACAAUAUUCACGACUGUGAAGAGUGUGAAAAGAAAAGAGACACCAGGAAGAACCUGAGAUGAGAUUUUGAUAUUCUCUGAUCUUUAUCUCUGACAGUGUUUGGAUAAAACAUGACACAUUUACCCAUGAACACACUUACCCAUGAAAAUCACGUGGUGAAUUGUAACCCCCGGUUCACCCUGGAAGAACUCAUCCACGUCAGCCAGCUACAGACGUGAGGAGCAGCUGGUCUGAGGAAACGUUGCUGUGUCAGGACAGUGGAACAUGAUGAAUGAGGCUGUGUGGCUGCAGAGUGAGGCCGUCACGCUGGGACACUGCUUCCACCCUUUUCUUCCAGUGUGUGAUUUAUUGGAUGGGUAACAGGAGCUGCUGAGUUUCUCACCGACACUGAACACCAUGAAGAAAAGUUACUGAGAAGGACUUAUUCUGGGAUGUUCAUAGUUACCUGAUCGGUAAACGUUUCCGAACAGAUCUGGGUCAAAUGUGACCCCCCCCCCCCCCGCCCGCCACUCCUGUACUGUAGUUCUCUAGCUGAGAAUUUAAAUCUUUUAAUUUAACUAAAUGUAAUUUUAUCAACUAAAAUAUUUAAUGCAUUUCAGUAUUCAGCUCUCAGAGCAAAAGUGGUAAUAAUAACGAUAUUUCUGUUUUGGUUUAUUUGAGAUCCUCACUAUUCUUAGAUGUACAUGUCUUAAACUUUGGUGUCUGAUAAGCUCGACUGAAAAUUGUGUGAAUGAAGAGAGCAGAUGUUUACCUUCUGCUGUUGUUGAAUGAAAGAGCCUUUAUGUGAAUGCAUGUUAUAAAACUUUAUAUUCA
Pleuronectes platessa (European plaice) is the source of this 3739-nucleotide messenger RNA. It is a transcript of the gene rgl3a, whose product is annotated as ral guanine nucleotide dissociation stimulator-like 3a. The transcript is spliced from 18 exons. NCBI's taxonomy places the organism in Eukaryota, Metazoa, Chordata, Actinopteri, Pleuronectiformes, Pleuronectidae. Bases 244 to 2682 code for a protein of 812 amino acids. The record is from RefSeq and is a predicted model, not a curated record. Gene Ontology annotation, cellular component: plasma membrane. Gene Ontology annotation, biological process: Ras protein signal transduction; positive regulation of GTPase activity. Gene Ontology annotation, molecular function: guanyl-nucleotide exchange factor activity.